Prionailurus viverrinus (fishing cat) is the source of this 5188-nucleotide messenger RNA. It is a transcript of the gene PIGN, whose product is annotated as phosphatidylinositol glycan anchor biosynthesis class N. Gene Ontology annotation, molecular function: mannose-ethanolamine phosphotransferase activity. Gene Ontology annotation, biological process: GPI anchor biosynthetic process. NCBI's taxonomy places the organism in Eukaryota, Metazoa, Chordata, Mammalia, Carnivora, Felidae. The record is from RefSeq and is a predicted model, not a curated record. Gene Ontology annotation, cellular component: endoplasmic reticulum membrane. The transcript is spliced from 32 exons. Bases 444 to 3311 code for a protein of 955 amino acids.
GGUUGAGGGGCAGUUAUGACGGUGGUUUAGGAACGUUCUCUUGGCUGUCUUUUCAGGGGGCAGAGGGUAACUCUGCAGGAGAGCUAGCUUUGCGCGGAAGAGGCCUCAUUGCCGAGAUUACGCGUAACCCGGCUAAGCCCCAGCCAAGUGACUGUCCGCUCUGGAGGCCUGGCCACAGCACCGGCUUCUGGAACUUCUGGAAGACCGCCUUCUAGCCACCGAAGAGCUGUGAGAAGUUGGAUGUAGAAUUGCUUCCAUGAUUGACUUCCUAUGCAAAUCUGUAGUUUCCUGAUUCUUCUUCACAACCUGUAAUCAUGGACUUGUUUAUAUGACCUUUCAAGACCACAACACAUCAACUGGCCAUCUUCUCAGGAGAUUGACCAACAAAAGUAAAUUAUAGACUGACUUGGAAAACACUCUCAUGGACUUGAUCUUGGCAGUUAAUGGCAUACUGUCUUACAGUAUUAUUUAAAUAUUUCAUAUUGCUUACUUUUCUUUCUUUGGUCACACUGGAUAUGCUGCUCUUCUUUAUUUUGGGAUUGUUCGUACAUUUUGUGUUCUUCGGCUCCAUCUUCGAUAUUUAUUUUACCUCUCCUUUGGUUCAUGGAAUGACUCCUCAGUUUACACCAUUGCCUCCUCCGGCAAAAAGAUUAGUACUGUUUGUUGCGGAUGGCCUGCGGGCAGAUACGCUUUAUGAAUUAGAUGAAAAUGGAAAUUCGAGAGCACCAUUUAUUAGGAAUAUCAUAAUGCAUGAAGGCAGCUGGGGGUUAUCUCAUACCCGUGUGCCAACUGAGUCUCGGCCAGGUCAUGUGGCCCUGAUCGCUGGGUUUUAUGAAGAUGUCAGUGCAGUUGCCAAAGGGUGGAAGGAAAAUCCUGUGGAAUUUGAUUCUCUUAUUAAUGAGAGCAAGUACACAUGGAGCUGGGGAAGCCCUGAUAUCUUGACUAUGUUUGCCAAAGGUGCUUAUGGAGACCAUGUUUUUACAUAUACCUAUGAUGCUGACAGUGAAGAUUUUGGUGCCCAUGAUGUAACAAAACUGGAUACGUGGGUUUUUGAUAAAGUUAAGGAAUUCUUUCAUGCUGCCAGAAACAACCAGUCUUUGUUUUCUAAACUAAAUGAAGAAAAAAUAGUUUUUUUCUUACAUUUAUUAGGAAUAGAUACAAACGGACAUGCUCACCGACCAUCAUCAAGGGACUAUAAGGACAAUAUUAAACUAGUGGAUGCGGGAAUAAAAGAAAUGGUGUCCAUUCUUGAACACUUUUAUGGAAAUGAUGGGAAAACGGCAUUUAUCUUUACCUCCGACCAUGGAAUGACAGACUGGGGUUCCCAUGGGGCUGGUCAUCCUUCAGAGACUUUAACUCCUUUUGUCACUUGGGGAGCUGGAAUCAAGUAUCCCCAAAAAGUAUCAGCUCAGAAAUUUGAUGAUGCAUUUUUGAAAGAAUGGAGAUUAGAGAGCUGGAAGAGGCAAGAUAUCCAUCAGGCUGAUAUUGCACCACUGAUGGCUUCUCUUAUUGGAGUUCCCUUUCCCCUUAAUUCAGUGGGCAUCCUUCCUGUGGAUUAUCUUAACAACACUGAUCUCUUCAAAGCAGAGAGCAUGUUUACAAAUGCAAUACAGAUUCUCGAACAAUUCAAGGUGAAAAUGACUCAGAAAAAAGAAGUUACUUUACCGUUUUUGUUUAUACCAUUUAAGUUGCUUCCUGAAUCUAAACAGCUAAACCUUGUAAGAAAAGCAAGAUAUUACAUAAAACAGAGAAAGUAUGAUGAAGCAGUCUCCCUUUGCGAGGAGCUGAUUCAUCUUGCAUUGAAAGGAUUGUCCUAUUAUCACACUUACGACAGAUUCUUCUUGGCCAUCAAUGUUGUUCUUGGUUUUUUGGGAUGGACAUCUUACGCUUCUUUGUUGAUCAUCAAGUCUCAUUUUAACCUUACUAGAGGUGUUAAUAAAGAAGUUAAGAAACCAAGCCACCUCCUGUCAUGUAGUUGUAUAGCUAUUGGUGUUUUUGUAGCAUUUUUCCUGCUGCUUCAAGGCUGUCCCUGGACUUAUUACAUAUAUUGUUUGUUGCCAGUGCCAAUAUGGUAUGCGGUUCUAAGAGAGUUUCAAGUUAUUCAAGACUUUGUCACAUUACUGUUGACCGUUCCUCCAAGUUAUUUUGUUGGAUACCUGUUAGUCUUUAUCCUGGGAAUUGAAAUAUUAGUUCUCAGUUUUUUCUACCGCUACAUGCUUACAGCUGGACUUCUAGCAUUUGCAGGUUGGCCAUUUAUCACCCAGCUAUGGACUCGAGCAAAGAGCCUCUCACUGAGUUGGAUUUUCUUCUCUUUGCUCCUGGCAGUGUUCCCACUGAUGCCCGUUGUAGGACGAAAGCCAGAUAUCUUUCUAGUGAUGGGCGCAGGCUUGCUGGUUCUUCUGCUAUCCCUGUGUGUUUUAACAUCUCUCAUAAAAAGAAAAGACAGUUUUAUAAAUGAAGAGCUAUUGUUACAUCUAUUUCAGAUGCUGAGCAUAGUGCUUUCUAUGUGUGUUACCUAUAGCACCCACAGCAGUCUACGCAAGAAACAAGGACUGCCUCUUCUAAAUCAGAUCAUUAGCUGGCUAAUAUUAGCCUUUUCCCUCGUCCUGCCACUGCUGAGUCCCACAAGUCUCUUCGAGCGGUUGUUUAGCAUUCUUCUUUCCUUGAUGUCAACCUACAUACUGCUAAGCACAGGGUACGAAGCUCUCUUUCCAUUAGUAUUGUCAUGCUUAAUGUUUGUCUGGAUACAGGCGGAGCAAGAAACCCUGCAGCAACGUGGUAUUUCCUGCAAACAGAAGGUCACCAGUGUCCGGUUCACCUGCAGUACUGAUAUAACCCAGUUCCGACAGCUCUAUCUGGAUGACGUCCGGAGGGCCUUUUUCCUUGUUUUCUUCUUAGUGACAGCAUUUUUUGGAACUGGGAACAUAGCUUCUGUUAACAGCUUUGAUCUUGCCUCUGUCUAUUGCUUUCUGACCGUGUUUAGUCCUUUUAUGAUGGGAGCCCUGAUGAUGUGGAAGAUUUUAAUCCCCUUCGUUCUUGUGAUGUGUGCUUUUGAAGCAGUUCAGUUAACUACGCAGUUAUCAUCAAAAAGCCUUUUUCUCAUGGUUCUCGUCAUAUCAGACAUUAUGGCUUUGCAUUUUUUCUUCUUGGUCAAGGAUUAUGGCAGCUGGCUUGAUAUUGGAACAAGCAUUAGCCACUACGUGAUUGUCAUGUCCAUGACCAUCGUUCUGGUGUUUCUCAAUGGCCUGGCCCACCUGCUCACGACAAAGAAACUCAGAUUCUGUGGCAAACGCAAAAGCCACCUCAUAUGAUGUUGCCCAGGCCAUCAUUCAACGUCUGGAUCCUGCCUCCCAUUCUCCUUUUACACUAAACUCUUAUCGAGGAUUCAGUAAGAAAAUGGACAUUGAUGUACAGCAUAUUCUGCUCCUACAGAGAAAAAGACAUGCGGAAUUCUGAGUUUACAGGUUAUCUGCAAUAAAGGAGCUUCCAUUUUCUUGAGUUUCUGUGUGUGUGAAAUAGUGGUUCUGUCUGCGGAAGGGCAUCGUGGACUUUCUCCAUUUUCAGUUUCUUCCUUUAGCUGUCGGCCCCUCUCACUGAGCUUUUAGAGCACCUGGAACAGUCGGCUCAGCAACCGCGCAGCGUCCCCUAGAUGCGGCCGAGAAUGUGCUCCCGUGGGGGCGGUGCUGCUCACGUCCACAGCCAGCACUGGCUGAGCUUGGAGCAGGUCACCCGGCUGCACCACAAAUAUUUAUCAGCGCUCAGCCCUGGUUUUGCAAGGAAUGAUAACGCUAGAAAGAGAAUCAGGAUCUGUUCCUUACCGAAGCUUCAGUAGAAACAGUGUUGGCAGGCGUUUGCCAUUUUCCCUCGGAGUGCAGCGACACUGUCUUCUUAGUGCUCUUCAGGGUUUUCAUAGUGUCCCAGCCAGGUGCAGGUUGACCAUCCCUUUUUUUUUUUCCUUUUUUUUUUUUUUUUCCAUUUCUGGAUUCCCAUUGGAAUUUCUGUAGAUAGAAAGGUAGAAAAUACUUGGUGUUUGUGUCCGAUUCAGGGAAAAAUUUUUAAAGGAUUAAUUUUUACUUGUAGACUCAGUAUCUGUUACCCGCAUAGCUUUUAUCACAUAUUGUUUCAACAGAAUUCUUUAAGUCAGUGGUUAAACUUUCUGACCAUAUCAUAGGAAUCAGUGUUAAAAUUGCUUAUCUUUCUGGUUGGAAGAUUCUAGCCCAAAGGCUUAGAGUCCUCUCACUAAAUUUAAAUUUCCAUUUGUAAACUAAUUCUAACGGACAGAAUAGUUUGAGAGUAAUUUUUAUUUGGGUUUUUCACAAAGUGACCUUUAUGUAUCACUGUAGACUUGGCCUUUAGCCCAUGGCGUGCCAGUAGAUUUUGGCUGAUGCUAAGCUUUGCUAGUCUGAGUCCCACUUUUUAAAAAAUUCCUUUUGAAUUAAAUUACUGCAUUACUAGUUCACAUUAAUGACCAGGAAGCCCCCUACAAAAUACUAUAUUUUUUAAAUUGGCCGGUGAGUGAACAAAUACAAUUUAGAAGAUUCAGAACGCAGUUUGGCAAAACGCACUUUCUUACUUUCUGCUUACAAUGAAGUGCGGUAAUAAGUCGUGAUAGUACUUCAUGUACCAAUGACAGAACUAUGGUACAAGGAAAGAAAGAGACGUAGAUUUCAGUGUAAGGCCACUUGCAUCCGUGUCUGAUAUAAAAUCUUGCUGGACAACUAAGCAGCUGCUGUAACGGAUGAUGGUAUUGGCAGGUACGGAACCCGUGAACUUUCACGUUGCCUCAGGAUUUUUAAUCGGUUUUUUCACAAGUCAGCGAAAACCGACUUUAUAAACACCAUUUAACUCCUUUUAUGCCUAGUUUUACCUUCCAUCUUUUCCCAGAUUUCCACACAGAAGAAUUAAUGAAUAUUUUAUUAUGACAUUGUAAAAGGUGCUCAGCGAUUUGCCUUUAUUUUGCUUGAAGCACGUCUUCAUGUUGUCCUGAGUCCAUGUGAGCUGACAAAAGAGUGAUGUGUACUUGCAGCCGUGGGCUCGCCUUGCCGCACUGUUACCUGGACCCCUCAGACUUUGGGGAACAGAGAUCUAGACAGGCCUUUUCUGUUGUGCAUCUUAUCAAAUAUCUUAGCGUUUUGAAAUGCAUAUUUUUACAUUGAAUAACAGAAAAAAUAAAUAUUAUUUAAAUGUA